UUUAUACUCUAUGUGCACGUCCCCGUGGUUACUGCACAUCCCCAGCCGGUGUUGGUGAUGCCAUGCCCCGCAACCACAGUGGCGAUGAAGCCAGUUCUGGGCUCUGGAUGAAAACCUCUCCAGGGCGUCGGGCUCAGAACUAUAGGUUGAAAGAUGUGGAGUCUGGACGGAGGAUGAUGAACAACGCUGUUCGAGUCGGAGACGGGAUGAUUUCGCCAGGCGCGGCAGGUGCAGGGGGCGCGGAGAGGAGAAAGGGCGCCCGGUUGAGUUUGCUCGGGAAGCCGCUCAUCUACAGCGCGCAGAGCGGGCGCAGAAACGCGCACUACCGUCGUCUCCAGAAUUACCUCUAUAAUGUACUGGAGAGACCCAGGGCAUGGGCGUUCAUCUACCACGCCUUCGUGUUCAUCUUGGUGUUUGGCUGUCUGGUCCUGUCAGUGUUCUCCACAAUCCCUGCCCAUCAGGACCUGUCCAACCACUUUCUGCUCAUCCUGGAGUUUGUGAUGAUCGUGGUGUUUGGGCUGGAGUACAUCAUCAGGAUAUGGAGCGCAGGCUGCUGCAGUCGCUACAGGGGCUGGCAGGGACGCCUCCGCUUUUCCAGGAAACCCUUCUGUGUUAUAGACAUCAUUGUACUCAUAGCUUCCAUUGCUGUGGUGUCAGCGGGUAGCCAAGGUAACAUCUUUGCCACCUCAGCAUUGAGGAGCCUUCGCUUCCUGCAGAUCCUGCGAAUGGUGCGCAUGGACCGCAGAGGGGGCACCUGGAAACUACUGGGAUCUGUUGUCUACGCGCACAGUAAGGAGUUGGUGACAGCUUGGUACAUUGGUUUCCUGGUGCUUAUCUUCUCUUCGUUCCUGGUCUAUCUUGUGGAGAAGGAGUUCAACAAAGACUUUGCCACCUAUGCUGAUGCUCUGUGGUGGGGCACAAUCACGCUGACAACCAUCGGCUACGGAGACAAGACUCCUCAGACGUGGACGGGUCGUCUGAUCUCAGCUGGCUUUGCUCUGAUGGGGAUCUCCUUCUUCGCCCUGCCUGCCGGUAUCCUGGGCUCAGGCUUUGCCCUGAAGGUACAGGAGCAGCACAGACAAAAACACUUUGAGAAGAGGAGGAACCCAGCAGCCAGCCUCAUCCAGUGUGUCUGGCGUAGUUAUGCUGCUGAUGAGAACUCGGUUUCCAUAGCUACCUGGAAGCCUCAUUUGAAGGCGUUGCAUACCUGCAGUCCUGCGAAGAAAGAACAGGGUGAGACGAUUAGCAGUACUAAGUUGAGCUUUAAGGAGCGGGUACGUAUGGCAAGCCCUCGCGGCCAGAGCAUGAAGAGCCGCCAGACGUCCAUCAACAACGAUCGGCGUUGUUCCCCGGGCAACAAUGUGGCGGGCGCUGAGACGCGCAGCAGCCCUGCCAAGGUGCAGAAGAGCUGGAGCUUCAAUGACCGCACCCGCUUUAGACCAUCCUUACGCCUUAAGAGCCAAUCACGCACCUCGCCAUCCGAAGUGGACACAGGAAUGGGGAAUGAUGACACGUUCGACGACAGGGGCUGCCACUGUGAUGUCACCAUGGAGGACAUAACAGCUGCACAGAAGGCUGUCAUCAGAGCCGUCAGGAUCAUGAAGUUUCAUGUAGCAAAGAAGAAGUUUAAGGAGACUCUGCGUCCAUACGAUGUGAAGGAUGUGAUAGAGCAGUACUCUGCAGGACACCUGGAUAUGCUCUGCAGAAUCAAGAGUCUACAAACUAGACUGGACACUGGAGUGGGCCACACCCUGAGCAGCAAACCCAGGAACAUGUCCUCCCCCUCCCUGCACUUAUAUUACAGCCAGGCCAGGAGGAAGUCCGCCCCAGGGAUGAAGUCCCCAGGGGUGGAUCAGAUACUGGGUAAGGGCCAGAUCCCCAUGGACAAAAAGAUCAGGGACAAGCUUCACCCUGAUGGGGACCCACUGGAGGACAUGAGUAUGCUGGGACGUGUGUGUAAAGUGGAGAGACAGGUGACGUCCAUAGAGUCAAAGCUGGACUCUCUGCUAGAUGUGUACAGGCAGGGCUCGUCUGCCCUCACCCUCUCCUCCCUGCCCCUUUUCGAGCUGGAGCACCAGACAUCCGACUACCAGAGCUCCAUCCUCAGCAAGGACCUGCCCUCUGGCUCCCACCUGGGAGGGGAGUGUGUAAGAGGGCAUCCAGGUGAGGGGGGUGGGGGUAUAUCCCGGUCAACAACAGGUGACCAUCUCUCCAGGGGCCUCCAGCUCAUACUGGCCCCCAGCGAGCUCACCCUCAACACCUGCCCCCCCCCCUACCCUGCCUCCACCGCAUCCCCCACACCCAUGCCCUUCCUGCUCCCUGAUAGCCCCUACCCGCUCCUCGCCACCCCCAGUAGUUUCCCCAGGCGAGUGCAUUUCCCUAACCUCCUGCCCCCUCCACCAUCUGCUGGUGCCGCCACCCUCCAGCUGUCCACCACUGGAACCCAGCACAGACGCCCCCUCUGCCCCACCCCAGAUGCUCCUCGAAGGGGUAGGCUGGAGGAGAGCUCAGGCCCCUCUAUGAUGGUGGGCUCCAGUGUGGACGAUGGAGAGGAGGACAGAGAGGGGGAACAUGCCCAGAGUAGGGUGCAGCUGAGGGGGAAGCCCCACUUGAGGGAAGAGGGCCCCUGGAGGAGGCACUUGAGCCUGGAGGUGGACCCCUUGCUGCUGCUCUCCUCUGGAUGUGGGGGGGUACCCUCUGAGCAGGGACAGGGGCUGGGGAAGUCCUGGUCAGCACACAACCUUACCCAGCCAUCUGCAGACAACCCCCCCAACCUGUCCUCCCCCCUCGGCAACAGUAGCAGUUCCAGAGAUGGCUCCCAAGGCAACCCCGACGUUAGCAACUGGCGUGAAACAGACCUUUUCAUCACUGUCUGUGACCUGGAGCCGCAGGUGGACCAGUUUGAUUUCCUGUCCCAGGAGAGUGGCUUCCUGUCCCAUCCCACAGCAGACGGUACUGGUUGCUUGGACCUCUUGCUGACUGAAGAUGGGGGGUCCUCAAGCAGUUUGACCGGACCCCACAUCCCCACAAUGGACAGUGCAGAGUCCCUCAACCAGCCUCCCCAUGUACGACUAAAAUAACUAUUCCAUAGGAGUGAAUAAAAUAACCCCUUCCCCCAACACACACAUUACUAAUAUGACCAUCCAGCAUAGAGAAUUCACUUGGACAAAAAAAAAAAUAACAAUAAUAGAUUUGAAACUGUUGAUUUUAACUCUGUUUUUACGAUGUUUGAGGUGUCAACAAAAGAUGUCCUCUCAUGCAUAUCAUUGCAUGGACUAUUUCCUAAAACAGCAACAAGCUGAGAAACUAACAGGGGAAGGGAAGAUGGGGGAGGAAGAUUGAACAAAAGAGAGGUUGGUCAGAUAGUGGUACUGUUUGCUCUCUCGACUAUGCAUGACCACCGCAUGUCUAAACUGCACUUUAGGGUCGAGAGCAUUCAAGCCCCCGAGCCCCUUCGAUAGCCUUGGAACCACAGUUAUGAGGGCUGAGUCCAACCUCAUAAGCCCAGAGCUCACCUGUUUUUACCUGCGUGUUCCAUUCAUGUAUCUUCCAAACCCUUGAGAGGCAAUUUGGAGCAGUCAGCUAUUAUUACCCAAGUAUUCCUAACAAGCUCACCAUUUAAUAAUAGAUAAUACAAUAAUUAAUUUGAUAUUAACAUAAGAAGAUAAACCUAUUGAAGUAAAUUUGUCAAUUAUUUUCCUAAUAAAUUGUACAAUCUUGUGAGGCCAUUUGAUUUUGAACAAAUCCAAUUUGCUGAUUGCGUACUCCAGUAGGAUUCAUUGUUUUGGACUUUUAAAGGCAUUUAGUGAAAGACAAACAGCAGCCAAAUAAGAUCAGUUAUGACUGUGAUACAGUAGAUAGUGAAACAAAGCUGUGGUACACUGUAGUUGUCGGUCACAAUAAACACUACAGAAUGCAGGGUUUCUUGUCUUACAGCUCAUGUGUACCACUAGCACUGUUUGACUGCCACUCAGCCUGAACACAGAUGCCUGCUCUUGAAUGAGAAUAUGCACAAAACUGUGUCAGCCAUUUUGAUUUCCUCUAUUUUGCACCUUUUUGUUCUUGAAGAAGAGACAGACACAACAGUCUUAAUAAAUGUCUUCUGUGGAGUUAACGAUGACAGCUUACAUUCAACACAUUUGUUUUUAUGGUGCAUAAGUGCACUUGGCUUAGCUGAUUAACAAUUACACUGUAGAAUGCAAUAUGUACAGAUGAAUGCCAAAAUACAGAAAACACUUGAGUAAAUUAGGGAUUCAAAGUACAUUGAAAGCAGGCUAUUUCACACAGGUGUGGUUCCUGAGUUAAUUAACAUCCCAUCAUGCAUAGGGUCAUGUAUAAAAAUGUCCAGUUGGCCAUUAUUUUGGCUACCAUGGCUAGAAGAUCUCAGUGACUUUGAAAGAGAGGUCUCAAAGUAGCAGAAGGGGUUUAUUACAGGGUGUGUGUGUGUGUUUGUGCGCACAUUAAAAAAUACUAUAGUAUACUCUGGUAUAAAUACUAUAGUAUUCACUAUAGUGUUUUUGCAGACUUUACUGUAGUAUUUACUGUUAACUAUAGCGUAAAAACUGUAGUAAAAGGAAAACUUUAGUAUAUACUAUAGUAAUUAAUGUAGUGUUUUUUGCGGAUGGUAAUAUACUGCAGUAUUUACUGUAGUGUUUUUGCUGACAUAACUGUAGUAUUUACUAUAGUGUCAUUGUAUUAUAAUCUUUGACAUAGAAGUGAAGGCUUUCUCCUUCAAGAAACCUUCUGGAGAACUAAUAAAAGAGCACAUUUAGCAUAACCUGUAGGUAGGUAGGACUGGGGUCUGAACAGAUAGUUCAGAGCAUCUGCUCUUUUCCAUAACCUGUAAGGAACACAAUAUAUGGUCUAUACUUGGCAUGUAGGUUUCUCACUUAUGGGUGGCACAAAUUGCGAUAUUGAGUAGGGGAAUGGUCAGGGUAUAUACAAAGGAAAUACUGUAGUAUUUACUAUAGUUUACUGUAGUAUUUGUGUAGUAUUUACUACAUUUGUUUUGUCGGGAUAAUACUGUAGUAUUUACUAUAGUAUUCUACAGUAUACUACAACAUCCUAUAAUAAGUACUACUCAUGAUCGAGGGAUACUACAUUGUGUAAUAUAGUAUUCUACAUUUUACUAUAUCAUUAUUUUCUAUAGUAAGUACUGUAGUAUUCUAUAGUAAACUGUAGUAUAUUUUCAUGUGUGUGUGUCUCUCUCAAUCAACAGAUCUCAACCCAAUUAACCCUUAUGGGAGAUUCUGAAACGUGACGCCUGAGACAGCGUUUUCCACCACCAUCAAAAAAACACCAAAUUAUAGAGUUCCAGACAUUAGAAUCUAUUCCGAGGCACAUUGAAGCUGUUCUGGUGGCUCGUGGUGGCCCAAUGCCCUAUUAAGACACUUUAUGUUGGUGUUUCCUUUAUUUUGGCAGUUACCUGUAUAUAAUCUAUGUUAAUACAGUAUGUGACCUGCAAAAUCUACAUAGCUGUGUUAAAAUGGGAUAUUAUAUGACUAUGGCUGCAGUGUUUGAGCGGAGUUAGUACGAUAAAUGCACAACUGAAAGCACAAUCGUUUGGAGACGUUGGAACCUGCAUAUGUAACUGGUGGUUUUAUGCUCUGUAAUGAAAUGUUUUCCAGAUACAUAAUCAUGUGACAGACAGGAGGUACUUGUAGAGGUCAGCUCCAUUGGAAGAAGGCUGAGUAUCGAAUCCACUUAGUUAACUAUAGAGUAUGGAGUCUUCCAUUGAAGAAAUGUCAUGCUUGGUCUGUAGACUGAAGUUAUAUCAAAUUUACUGGUUAAUUAAUGGUUAAUUUCCCUUAGUUUAUUCUGUAAAUGCUUAACAGUGCCUUUCUUGCAUUUUAAUAUGAUUAUAGUUAUUUUUUCUCCACUGGGCUGCAUAUGUAGCUACAGUGCCUAGCUACGUAGAAUAACUCAUACAGGUGUAAGCUCAGUUUCUGAAACUUGGAUAACACACUUUUAAUGGCUGCAAAUCUACUACAGUACAUGUUCUAUAUCACUUGUACUGUCAUUUAUUAUCCAAAACAGGCCUAAAAGGGCAAUUCAACCACUUUUCAACCUUAUUUUCAUUAUCUCCAGCACAAUUACAGUGUCUUCAUAUAUGAAAACGGCGCAUUUCUAGAAAAAAUAUAUAAAGUAAAAAAGUAUGCGAACAUCAAAAAUAAACAUUUAUUUAACAGUGAUUCCCUAACACUAUGAGACUCGCGGUGAUGUGGGGAGCAAGAAAAUACCCUCCCUCUGGCUAGAAACUCAUUGCAGGUUUUGAAAAUCACAGUUUUGUUUACUUUUAAUCCUACCCUGUUUUAAGGACUUUUCUUAUUAUCUUUUUAACCACAGAUCAUAGAAACGGCCUGUUUUCACAUACACUGAGGGUGUUUCUCAAUAUGCAUACUACCUUGCUCCACACUCUCAUGCUCUGAGUGCAUUCUCCAAUGCUUUCUCUUGAGUAUGUUCUUGUGAGGACGAGCGUGUGGAGAAUACAUAAAACAUUACGUUUGAGAAGCACUCACACUUCCCCCUACUGUAUUACCUCACGCUUCACUUCCCCAUUCCCUGAACCUUCAUCCAGCCAGGACAAUGGCAAGAAUAGACUAACCAAAAAAUGACCUAAAAUUAAUAUUAUGCAAGAUAUAUGUCAAUUCUUCAUGGGUAGCUAGCUAACUAUUCUUCAUGGCUAUCUGGCUAGCUAAAAGUAGUAGCUAGCCAGAUAGCCCUAUUGACUUAUUAUGGGCUUGCGAUCUGUAGGCAGGUAAACAUUAACACAGCAUGUAUUUAUUAACAUAUCAAGAUAAAAUAUUGUAGUCAGGCAACAUAUGAGAUGUGAAGAGGCAACAUUUCAUUCCGAAGUCAGUGUAUUUUCUCUCGCUUCAGCUUAAAUAAUGUCCGUCAUUUUUUACGUGGCUGCGUCAUAUUUCUUUGCAUACUUUCAAUUGAAGCUUGCAUUGAUGCAUGCUUCAAAAUAUGUACUAUUAUACAAUGGGUGGGUCUAAUCCUGGAUGCUGAUUGGUUAAAACCUCAUUCCAGCCGGCGUCUAUUCCACAAGUUACCACCGGCUAACUCUAUGACUUUGAAAUAUCUAUUUACUCUCACUGCGCAAUCCACUGUCUCAUCAACCCAGCCAGGCAAUUUAUAAACUUGAUCUCUACUAUAAAAAGCAUCUAGACAUUAUCUCCCAUUUCUUUUAGACUAUCAUUUGGUUUUCAACAGCAGAGAUUUGUAUAAACCGUGCAGUCUGUCUGCCCCGACAUUUGCAACAUUGUUUCAAUAUUGAAAUUUAUCUCCAGCUGUCCCGUAGUAAUGAACAUGUCGGGGCCAGACAGACAGACAGAUUUUCUUAGCCAGUCGAAAUCAUGAAUCAGCUGGUAUCAUUUUUAUGAAUAUAUACAAAGAAAUGUCAACAGAAAACAGGACAAACUAAAUGAAGUUGAAGAGCAGCUAGUUUGCAGUCUUUCUAGCUUCAGACUGAAGUGAUUGUGUUAGCUGUAUUGUUGGCUAGCUCCUAUGAUCAACAAUGUCCUAACGAGAGAGCACAUUUUCUGUGUCAGGCGAAAUCGCGCAUCAUUAGCUCAUUGUUAUGGAUAUAUCUAAAUAAAUGUCACUAGAAAACAGUUUAAACAAAUAACAGCAAAUGCAGCCACUUUGCUGUUAUUCUGGACGUAGUUAGCCGUAGUUGGCUAGCUAUCAAACAAGGGAUAAGAACGUUGCCAGCCAGUACGGCAAUGGAACAUUUAGAACUAACUACAGAGUUGCGUCCAUGGAUGCAGAACAAAAAGAUAUAACGACUGGGAACUCUGGCAACCGAACCAAUAGAUCGAACAACCAGCCGGCUUGUGUAGUAACCUUAGAUUUGUGUCGGGACUAUAUCUCGUGGAAGAAUGAAAUAAUAUGAAUUAAUUUAUCAAAAUAAUGUUUUUUAUGACAAUAUGUCAAUCAUUAUUUGAAUAUGUUGGUAACUCCUUGUAUAACGGUGAUAAUUCCCUUGAAGCAGGAUAAUUGUAAAGAAUGAUUUUUAAACCUUCAGACAAUUGAGACAUGGAUUGUGUAUGUGUGCCAUUCAGAGGGUGAAUCGGCAAGACAAAAGAUUUAAGUGCCUUUGAACGGGGUAUGGUAGUAAGUGCCAAGCGCACCAAUUUGAGUGUGCCAAGAACUGCAAUGUGGCAAGGUUUUUCACACUCAACAGUUUCCCAUGUGUAUCAAGAAUGGUCCACCACCCAAUAGACAUCCAGCCAACUUGACACAACUGUGGGAAGCAUUGGAGUCAACAUAGGCCAGCAUCCUUGUGGAACGCUUUCGACACGGUGUAGAGUCCAUGCCCCUACCAAUUGAGGCUGUUCUGAAGACAAAGGGGGGUGGAACUCAAUAUUAGGAAGGUGUUUCUAAUGUUUUGUACACUCAGUGUAUGUAGAUACUGUUUUGGUGCUGGAGAUAAUGAAUACGGCAGAAUUGCCCUUGAAAAUACAUGGUUGAUAAUGUUAACAUUCCUAAUUCUUUCAAAUUAAUGUAUUAAAGUGCACAUAACAGAGGUUACAAGAUCUCUGUGGAGGAGAAAUACAAAAUGAAUUGUAAUAUUAUACAUCAAUAAACUACAAACAUGAAAGUA
Molecule: messenger RNA, 8608 nt
Organism: Oncorhynchus nerka (sockeye salmon)
Lineage: Eukaryota; Metazoa; Chordata; Actinopteri; Salmoniformes; Salmonidae
Product: potassium voltage-gated channel subfamily KQT member 5-like
Exons: 15
Coding region: 63-3080 (1005 amino acids)
Biological process (GO): potassium ion transmembrane transport
Cellular component (GO): voltage-gated potassium channel complex; membrane
Molecular function (GO): ATP binding; voltage-gated potassium channel activity; nucleic acid binding
Source: RefSeq, a predicted model, not a curated record